AUGUCUAACGAGGUUUCCAAUACCCGGCUUUAUCUGGGAAACCUCCCUCCAAAUGCUACCAAGGCCGAUAUUGAGGCGCACUUUGCCACGCACGGCACCGGAGAAAUCACAGAGGUCAAGCUCAUGCAUGGCUUCGGCUUCAUCGAAUACAAGGAUCCCAUGGAUGCCCGAGACGUCGUUCCUGACGGAUCUGACUUCAAGGGAACCCGACUUACCGUCCAAUUUGCCCGCGGCCCUCGCCCCCGUGAACCACCUGGGUACGGCGGCGGCGGCCAUCAUGAGCGAGCCCCUCCACGGCCCCGACGAACCAUACACCGCAUGACCAUUACCGGACUCCCCAACGAAACCAGCUGGCAGGAUCUCAAGGACUUUGCGCGCCAGGCGGGUCCCGAUGUUGUCUACUCGGAAACAGCCCGCGACUCGGGCAGAGGCUUCGUUGAAUACGAGAAUGCUGCCGACUUGCGCACCGCUGUAGAGAAGCUUGAUGGAUUCGAGUUCAAGGGCAAGGUUGUGCAGUGCAUCGCUGAUACUCAAGCCGAAGUCCCUGCCUCCCGGCAGCGUGGGCGCUCGCGCUCCCCUGGACGUCGUCCUUAUAACAUGCAGCCGUUCGAUGACUAUGAUCGUCGCGGACCACCCCCACGAGGCUACGCCCCGCGUCGCGAAGAGCCGCCGUACGGAUAUCGCGAACGCAGCCCUCGCCGAGACUACUACGAGGAAAGAGCCGGAUACCAUUCACCCCCUCGGCGUCCGAUGGAUGACUACCCCCCGCCACAGGGACCCCGUAGUCACUACGAUGAGCCGUAUCGUCGCGACUACCCACCGGCGCCUCCCCAAGGCCCGUAUGGUGGCCGCCCGUACGACCGCCCUCCUCCUCCCAGAGACUUCCCACCCCGCGAAGGCCCGCCACAGUACCCUAGGGAUGGGGGCUAUGGCCGGGACUAUGACCGGGGUGGACGCUACUGGUAA
This is a messenger RNA of Cordyceps fumosorosea ARSEF 2679, 966 nucleotides long. RefSeq names its product Nucleotide-binding, alpha-beta plait. The record is from RefSeq and is a predicted model, not a curated record. Lineage: Eukaryota; Fungi; Ascomycota; Sordariomycetes; Hypocreales; Cordycipitaceae. The coding region runs from base 1 to 966 and encodes 321 amino acids. Gene Ontology annotation, molecular function: mRNA binding. Gene Ontology annotation, cellular component: cytoplasm; nucleus; ribonucleoprotein complex. The transcript has 6 exons.